Artibeus jamaicensis (Jamaican fruit-eating bat) is the source of this 1047-nucleotide messenger RNA. Its product is annotated as glutathione S-transferase omega-2. The record is from RefSeq and is a predicted model, not a curated record. The transcript is spliced from 7 exons. Gene Ontology annotation, biological process: glutathione metabolic process; L-ascorbic acid metabolic process. Gene Ontology annotation, molecular function: glutathione transferase activity; glutathione dehydrogenase (ascorbate) activity. The coding region runs from base 200 to 934 and encodes 244 amino acids. Gene Ontology annotation, cellular component: cytoplasm. Lineage: Eukaryota; Metazoa; Chordata; Mammalia; Chiroptera; Phyllostomidae.
UUGGCCGGAGAGCCUCCAAAGGCUCUUAGGAUUGGCUGGAGCUCUGGGCAUCGCGGCCAGUUGGCGGAGCCCUGGCACUCAAAAGCUGAAUUUGGACAGGAGCUGCGCGGGAGCAUCGCUGCGGUUGGAGCCUGCUGAGGUGGCGAGGCCCAGAGCCGCGGUCUGAGAGCACUGGGUGCUGCGCAGACACCUGGAAACCAUGGCUGAAGAUGCGAGCAGGGCCUUGGGGAAAGGAAGUCACCCCCCAGGGCCGGUCCCAGAGGGCCUGAUCCGAAUCUACAGCAUGAGGUUCUGUCCUUAUGCACACAGGACGCGGUUGGUCCUCCAGGCCAAAGGCAUCAGCCAUGAAGUUAUCAACAUUAAUCUGAGAAACAAACCUGACUGGUACUAUACAAAGCACCCUUUUGGCCAAAUUCCAGUCCUGGAAAACAGCAAGUGUCAGCUGAUCUACGAAUCUGUGAUCGCUUGUGAGUACCUGGAUGAUGCUUAUCCCGGAAAGAAGCUAUAUCCAUUCGACCCUUAUGAGCGAGCUCGCCAGAAGAUGUUAUUGGAGCUCUUCUAUAAGAUCCCGCAUCUGACCAAGGAGUGUCUGGUAGCACUGAGGUGCGGGAAGGAAUGCAGCAAUUUGAAGCUAGCCCUCCGAGAAGAAUUCUGCAACCUUGAAGAGAUUCUUAGCUAUCAGAACACUGUCUUCUUUGGUGGAUCCUGUAUUUCCAUGAUCGAUUACCUCUUUUGGCCCUGGUUUGAGCGACUGGAUGUAUAUGGAAUAGCUGACUGCGUGAACCACACCCCGGCGCUUCGGCUCUGGAUAGCGGCUAUGAAGCGGGACCCCGCAGUGUGCGCCCUUCUCAUAGACAAGAGUAUUUUCCUGGGCUUCUUGAAUCUCUAUUUUCAGAACCACCCCGAAGCCUUUGACUAUGGGCUCAGUUGCUGAGCCUGACCACCCAGAACUCUCAGCCAUGCCGUGAUUCUGUAUCAGGAAGUGUUUGGGCGGAUCAAUUAGUUUUUUUUUUUUCAUUUUCCUUGAAGUUCGCAAUAAACAAGGAG